This is a messenger RNA of Sinocyclocheilus anshuiensis, 1564 nucleotides long. RefSeq names its product nothepsin (gene nots). Gene Ontology annotation, molecular function: aspartic-type endopeptidase activity. The coding region runs from base 57 to 1289 and encodes 410 amino acids. NCBI's taxonomy places the organism in Eukaryota, Metazoa, Chordata, Actinopteri, Cypriniformes, Cyprinidae. Gene Ontology annotation, biological process: proteolysis. The transcript is spliced from 9 exons. The record is from RefSeq and is a predicted model, not a curated record.
AGCAGUCAAAGCUGUGCGUGUGUUUGCUCGUGUCACUCUUGACCUGAGACGGCAGCAUGAGGACGAGUCUGGUCCUGCUGGCGUGUGUGGGCUUUGUUCAGAGUCUGGGGAGGGUACCAUUAAGUCGCUUGCCCUCAGUUCGUAGUCGACUUCGAGCCGCUAACCAGCUGGAUGAGUUCCUGCGCGAGCACCAACCAGAUGUCUUCUCCCGGCGUUAUGCCCAGUGUUACCCGGCCGCACAACACUACCUUCGUAUGGAUGGCAGAUCCACAGAGAGACUCUACAACUUCAUGGACGCACAGUUCUUCGGUCAGAUCAGUCUGGGCAAACCAGAGCAGAAUUUCACAGUGGUGUUUGAUACGGGCUCCACUGACCUCUGGGUCCCAUCAUCUUACUGCGUCAGCCAAGCAUGCGCGAUGCACCACAAGUUCAAGGCCUUUGAAUCGAGCACGUAUGCGCAUGAUGGACGAGUUUUUGGCAUCCAUUACGGCUCUGGGCACCUGCUGGGAGUGAUGGCCAGAGAAGAAUUAAAGGUGGGCUCUGUGACGGUUCAGAAUCAGGUGUUUGGAGAGGCUGUAUAUGAGCCCGGUUUUACCUUUGUGCUGGCUCAGUUUGAUGGGGUUCUGGGUCUGGGUUUCCCUCAGCUGGCAGAGGAGCUGGGCUCUCCUGUGUUUGACAGUAUGAUAGAGCAGGGCUUGCUGGAUGAACCCGUCUUCUCCUUCUAUCUCAAGAACAAUGGCUCUAGCUUUGGAGGGGAGCUGCUGUUUGGAGGUGUGGAUGAAACCCGGUUUGUUUCUCCCAUCAACUGGGUUCCCGUCACUCAGAAGGGAUACUGGCAGAUCAGAUUAGAUGUUGUGAAGGUUCAGGGAGCCCUGAGUUUCUGCUAUCGUAGUACUCAAGGCUGUCAAGCUGUAGUGGACACAGGAACUUCUCUAAUCGGCGGCCCAGCCAGAGAUGUCCUGCUCCUCCAGCAGUUUAUUGGAGCAACACCCACCGCUGUUGGAGAGUAUCUUGUAGACUGUGUCAGGAUCAGCAGCCUUCCUGUAGUGUCCUUCCUGAUCAAUAAUGUGGAGUAUUCUCUCACUGGAGAACAAUAUAUCAGGAGGGAGACGUUGAACGAUAAGGAGAUCUGCUUCAGUGGCUUUCAGUCCAUAGAUGUCCCGUCUCCAGUUGGACCCGUCUGGAUUCUAGGAGACGUUUUCCUCUCUCAGUUUUACAGCAUCUAUGACAGAGGUCAUAAUCGGGUGGGAUUGGCUCAUCUCUCAGAAAAGUCAAAAAUCUCUGUAUAGACCACAUCUCAUCUCUGAAUGUGCUGCUGGAUGCAGAAGAACCUAAUGAGUGUUUGACGUGCCUCUAUUAAAUCAUUACACUUCAUAAUUUACUGCCUUUGCUCUGUUCAGUCUGAUAAUAAUUUGUGUUCAUUACAGCACUGAGAGCAGCAGAGAGAUGUUCGUAUCUGACUGAGCUGAGAUGACAGACAAAGCAGACUGUAUUCUCCACAAUACACUAAAUGCACUAAAUCAAGUAUAUAUAUAUUAGCUUUCAUUCAUUCAUUCAUUAGGGC